CUGCAGCCUUGAAGUUGAUGCCACUUGGGUCUGUCAGCAGAGAAGCAGACAUAAGCUCAAAGAAAAUUAAUUUAUGAAGAGCAAUAGACCUGCAGUUAUGGAUGGUAACAUGGAAAGUGUCUGCUCCAGCAUUCCUGCUCAAACUGAGUCAGAUGCCACAGAUAUAAAGACCCACACAUCUGUCAUACUCAAUGGGAAAGCCAAGACGGGCGACUUCAGUGCAACACUGCCUCCAAAGAUCCAUCCACUCAGUAACACUGAGUUACUGACCCAGCCUCCCAUAUCGUCUGAGCAGAAGGGAGCUACUGAAGGAUUUUCCACAGAAGAGCCCAAGGCAGUUCCCCUGUCGACGGCCCAUUUGGCAACAAAUCUAGCCCCAGCUGACCAGUUAUGGAGCACCGGCAGAGAGCAGGCAGUGAGGCUGAGAAUGGAGGAAUCAGGGCCAGGCUCAGAGGCUCCCAUCACCGUCCAUCAGAUGUUCCUGGAGACAGUCGAGAAGUAUGGGAAUCAUCCAGCUUUGGUUUCCAAAAAAGAUGGCCAGUGGAUGACUCUAACCUGGAACCAAUACUACGAGCAGUGUCGUGCAGCUGCGAAAAGCUUUCUCAAGUUGGGGCUGGAGCGUUACCAUGGUGUAGGGAUUCUGGGAUUCAACUCCGCUGAGUGGUUCAUCUCAGACAUCGGCUGCAUCUUGGCCGGAGGGCUGGCAGCCGGGAUUUACACCACAAACUCACCAGAGGCCUGUCAGUAUGUGGCUGCCAACUGUGAGGCCAAUGUCCUGGUUGUGGAGAACCAGAAACAGCUCGACAAAAUCCUGCAGGUUAAAGAUCAUCUACCUCAUCUGAGAGCCAUUGUUCAGUACAAAGGCGAGCUACAGCAGAAAGCUCCGUUCCUGUAUACAUGGGAAGAGUUCAUGAAGCUGGGAGAGGAUGUGCCCGAUGAGCAGCUGAAUGCUGUGAUUGACAGUCUUCGGCCCAAUGAGUGCUGCACCCUCAUCUACACCUCUGGAACCACUGGCAACCCUAAAGGAGUCAUGUUGAGCCAUGACAAUAUAACAUGGACUGCCCAUGUGGGAUGUACCAUAUUAAAAGCAAAAGGCGGUGAGGAGAUCCUGGUCAGUUACCUGCCGCUCAGCCACGUCGCAGCCCAGAUGAUUGAUAUUUGGGUCUGCAUGGGCUUUGCUGGGACCAUCUACUUUGCAGAGCCAGAUGCCCUUAAAGGCUCUUUAGUAAACACACUUAAAGAGGUUCGCCCAACUUGUUUCCUGGGAGUUCCUCGUGUGUGGGAGAAGAUCGAGGAGAAGAUGAAAGCUGUGGGAGCCAAAGCAUCCCCAAUGAAGAAGAGAGUGGCAGGCUUUGCCAAGUCCAUUGGCCUGCAGUACAACUACAGUGUCAUGAACGGACAGAAUCAGGUGCCGUGGGGCUUCAUGCUGGCUAAUAAUCUGGUCUUCAAGAAGGUGCGUGCUGCUUUGGGCUUGGACCGCUGCAGAAUAUGCUGCACUGGAGCUGCACCGAUUACCAAAGACACACUGGAUUACUUCAUGAGCCUGAACAUCCCUUUGAAAGAGCUGUAUGGCAUGAGUGAAAGCUCUGGCCCUCACACCAUCUCUAUCGAUGAAUACCGCGUCACAAGCUGUGGAAAGGUGAUGAUAGGCUGUAAGAUAAAGCUGGUGAAUCCAGAUGCGGAUGGGAAUGGAGAGAUCUGUUUCUGGGGUCGUAAUAUCUUCAUGGGCUACCUGAACAUGCCAGACAAAACAGCAGAGGCUUUGGAUGAGGAUGGCUGGCUGCACACUGGAGACCUGGGAAGAUAUGAUGAACAAGACUUUCUGUAUAUCACAGGAAGGAUCAAGGAGCUCAUCAUCACUGCGGGUGGUGAGAACAUCCCUCCUGUCCCCAUUGAAGAUGCAGUGAAGUCUGAACUGCCCAUCAUCAGCAACGCCAUGCUAAUUGGAGACAAGCUCAAGUUCCUCUCCAUGCUGCUCACACUUAAAUGUGUCGUGGAUGACAAUGGCGAGCCCACAGAUGAGCUGAAUCAAGAGGCUUUGGAAUUUUGCCGACAGCACAGCGUAAAAGCAACCAAGGUGUCCGAGAUUAUAGCCAAUAAGGAGCCAGCUAUUUACAGUGCCAUUCAGGCUGGCAUUGAGCGUGUUAAUGCCCGAUCAACAUCCAAUGCCCAGAAAGUCCAGAAGUGGGUUAUAGUGGAACAAGACUUCUCCGUCACCGGAGGAGAGCUAGGACCCACCAUGAAACUGAGGAGGCCCAUUGUUGUGAAAAUGUACCAGGAGAAAAUAAAUGAAAUGUAUGCAGUGGCUGCAGGAAAACAAUAGAGUGCAUUGCACAGGGGUGAGAGGAGGUCAUGGGAUGUAUGGACAUACAUACUUUUUUGUAAAUAAAAGACAUAAGUCAGAGUCAAAAUUUUGCCAAACAUAUCACUCGAACAUGCCACAUAUAGACUGUAUGAUGACACAGAUACUGCUUGGUGUCUGUCAGUUUCUGAAGGAAAUAUCAUGAAUCAUAAAUCCCACUGUAGCUCAAAAGAUAUGUAAGAUAUGUAUUAUAUACCUGAAGCAGCUGUGUGUAUUUAAUGAUUUUUACAGCGUUAAUUGCCAGUUUCCUAAAGGUAAUCUCACCUGGCAAAGACUGGAGAUUAAAGCCAUUUUUAUAAUGUGAGAUGAAUAUCAGUAGUUUGAAUUUAUCCAAUCACACAUGUGCAAAUUGUAAACUUUACAUUUGUGCUUCUCCAUGUACAGUUUGACACAGUUUAAUAUUUAUUUUGAGAUAUUCAGUUCAAUUCAAUAUUAUUUAUAUAGCGCCAAAUCACGACAAA
This is a messenger RNA of Maylandia zebra (zebra mbuna), 2823 nucleotides long. RefSeq names its product long-chain-fatty-acid--CoA ligase ACSBG2. The record is from RefSeq and is a predicted model, not a curated record. Gene Ontology annotation, cellular component: membrane; endoplasmic reticulum. Gene Ontology annotation, molecular function: long-chain fatty acid-CoA ligase activity. NCBI's taxonomy places the organism in Eukaryota, Metazoa, Chordata, Actinopteri, Cichliformes, Cichlidae.